UCGCCGUUCGAUCUAUUAGGAGAUCUGUCUCCCAAAGCAAGCUCUCUCACCAGCACCUAGCUGGCUGCUUCUUGGCGGACCUUAUCCGUAAUCUGCGUACUCGGUCGAUCACAGCAGGUCCACCACCGCCGGAGGAGAACAAUCGCUGGCGGUACCCUUUCCCAGACAACAGAGUUCGUCAGCCCCGUCCUGAGCACGUCGCUGGGUGUCAAGGAGCACUUCUGUGGCCUCUUCCUCCCGCCGGGGUGAUUGUUUCGCUGGCGCGUUGAGAGAAUACAGCAUGGCGAAGAAGGCUAAGGGUGUGGCUGCGGGGAGCGGAGGAGCAGGCGUGCCCUCCCCGGAGAAUAGGAAGAGGAAACAAGGCAACAGCAAGGGGGGCGCUGCUGCAGGUAAGAAGUCGAAAUCGAACUUGGUGCUGGCAGAGGAAGAAGCAGUUGUCGCUGCGGCCGAUAUUGCAGCAGCUGCUCCCGAUCCGAAUACCAGCAAAUCGUCGGCGACGGCGAACGGGGCAGCCGAACCGGCGGCAUCGUCGACCAGGGGCACGACGAAGUCGACGAAAGCAGUAAACGCAGCAAACGGGCAGGCAGCAGCAGCAGCAGCAGCAGCAGCGUCGGCGCCGACAAGCCCCGACAAACCGAAAGCGAAAAAGAAGAAGAACAAGACGCCCAAGAAGCAGCAGCGGCAGGACGACGACACCGCCGUUGCUGCUGCGCCGCCGGCCGGAGCCGUUGCCGCUCCGCCGGCGGCGGCACCAGCUCCCGGCAAAGCAUCGAGUGCGGCUAAGGACAAGAAGGCAAAGGGCUCUAGCACUCCCAAGGCAUUGAAAGAGGCGGCUUUCGCCAAUGGGGCCGGCAGCAGCAACACCGCCGUUGCUGCGGCACAGGCCGGAGUGGGCACCGAACCGCCACCGCCAGCGGCGGCUCCCGGCAAAGCAUCGACUGCGGCUAAAGGCAAGAAGGGUAAAGGCUCAGGUGCUCCCAAGGCAUCGAAAGAGGCGACUGUCGCCAAUGGGGGCGGGAGCAGCAACGGCGGCAUCAAGCAGGGGAAGCAGACCAAGAAGGCCAGCAAGCAAGCGACCCCGACGCCGCCGCCACCAGCAACCUCCUCCUCCUCAUCUUCCUCUGCCUCUGAUGUCGGUGGCUCGGCUUCGGACGGCAGCGGUAGCGACGACGACAGUGGCGACGACGAAGAGCAGAAGCAAGCACCGACGGCCUCCAAGAAGGUAGGCGCCACGAAAGCUUCGACCACAGGCAAGGGAAAGGGACGGGCAGCAGCGGCAACAACAGCAGCAGCAGCAGCAGCAGUGGAGACAACUGCUACCACGGGCAAGCGAAAGGCCGGUGGCGCCGCCGGUGCAUCCGCCGCCGCUGAUGACGAUGGGGACGAAGGUACCACCGACACGGACGAGGAGACCACCCGAGACACUAAGAAAAACAAGUCGUCUGGUGUGCAAUCCCAAGCCCCCCCUCCCAAUCCGGCGGCGGCGGCGGCGGUGCAAGAGGUCCGCCCUCGGGCGUCUUGCGCCAAGUGCAAGGGCAAGGAGCAAGACCAGGACCAGAACCUGCUCAUCUUCUGCGCCGCGUGCGACAGGGGUUUCCACACCAGGUGCCUGAACAAGAAGAAGAGCAAGGAUGUCGUGCAUUGGGUCUGCCAGGAGUGCUUCGAUAAGACCAAGGCAGUCUACGAGUGCCUCGAGCCGGCGCUCCAGCACCGGCCCCCCGGGAGCACUCCCGGCGCGCUCCAUGGCAAGAACACCUGGGUGUGCUUCCACUGCGAGUGCGCCAUUCCGGUCGUGGUGCCGGCGGGAGAAGACGACCCGGACGCGAUGGCCGCGCUCGAGUGGUCCGCCGGAAGCGGGUUCGGCGCGCCUGCCUUCCAGGGGAAGCUGCGGGCGUUCUGGGAGGCGGAGCACGCGAGGGCCGCUCGGGAGCACGAGGAGAGCGUGCGCAGGAGGCGGGAGCGGCAGGAGGAGGAGAAGAAGAUCGCGGAGAAAGAUGUGAGAUGA
Molecule: messenger RNA, 2005 nt
Organism: Ectocarpus sp. CCAP 1310/34
Lineage: Eukaryota; Phaeophyceae; Ectocarpales; Ectocarpaceae
Source: the annotation of a GenBank genome assembly